Molecule: messenger RNA, 2889 nt
Organism: Diutina rugosa
Lineage: Eukaryota; Fungi; Ascomycota; Pichiomycetes; Serinales; Debaryomycetaceae
Gene: MET18
Product: Met18p
Exons: 1
Coding region: 1-2889 (962 amino acids)
Biological process (GO): iron-sulfur cluster assembly
Cellular component (GO): cytosolic [4Fe-4S] assembly targeting complex
Source: RefSeq, a predicted model, not a curated record
AUGUCGGUCCUCAUCAACCAGUAUAUUGCCACUGAUGACGGUACCCCAUACGUCGACCAGCUAGCCGACAAGUUGGUCAGCAAAGACCUCAGUCUUUUGCAAUUUAUACAGCAGCUCGGUCCCACCAUAACUAAUGACAACCCUACCAUUCGGGUGAAAGCGGUCGAGCUUCUUGGGGCCGUUCUUGAGCUGAUGCAACAACGUCUGCUUCCUCAAGGUGUUCUAUCAAAGCAGGAUGUGGUCGUCUUGCUUGAGUUCCUUCUCAUGAAGUUUGAUGACAAACAAUGUCUAGAGGCAGUUUUGAUUGCACUUGAAAAGCUUUGCAAACUUCCCCAAUUUAUUCCAGCUUUGUGCUCAUCCAAGGUGUUAACGGCUAUUCAGUCAAAGUAUAAUCCCCGGUCCCACUUGGCUAAGGUAAGAUACCGUGCUUUCAUCGUGUUGCAAACGUUACUCGAUAAUUACACGAAUUUCUAUCUGGGUCUGCACCAAAAUACUGUGCUCUUCACCAAAGCAUUCUUGGCAAUUGCCGAAGGCGAGAAGGAUCCUCGCAACUUGUUAGUAUCGUUCUCCUUGAAUGCCAGCAUUAAUGAGCAUCUUCAAUUUGACUUUGUUAAUGAUGUUGAUAGACUGCUUGUCAAUGACUUGUUCGAUGUCAGUUUCUGCUACUUCCCCAUUUCGUUUACUCCGCCCCCUAAUGAUCCUUACAAAAUCACUGCCGACCAACUCAAGACUCAACUUCGAACGACGUUGGCGUCGCAACCAUUAUUCGCUCUGGAAGCUUUCCUGCUGCUUUUGGAAAAGCUCACCAGUACCAACCCAGUGAUUCGCAACGAUGUCUUGCAAACGGUGUUCACUUGCGUUGAAACUUAUCCCACUUCUGCUAUGAACGACUCAUGGCUCCAAAUAUGGAACUCGCUCAAGUUCGAAUUAUUGCACCGUCAUGACCACUUGGAAAAUGUCUUCAAGGCGAAUGAAACAUCACUUCUUCCACCUGACUACCAAACUGUGGUUGAUCCCACCGACCCGAAUAAACUGUUGUUUUAUGCGCUUGAUAUCAUUGGUGUCACUUUCAAUAAGAUCGAGGAUGAACAAAGGAAACAGUUCUUUGACCUUAUCUUGGAGGAUUUGGACCCUUUGAUGUCGAAAAUGAACGACAAAACCCGUCCUGCUAUUCUUAUAUUGGUUCAUUUGGCCUUAACGAACUCAGAGUUUACGAACGAGAUUGCGCUUUUCAUUGGCAAGCAUUGGGGUAAAUUCUUUGGCUCCGAAGACGGUGGGGAACAAGAAGUUCUUGACGCUACCCGACAAGGCACCUUCAUUGACCUUAUUGGUUUCGUUCUUAUGAUUCAGUCAGUUUCGGCAUUAGAACGAAUGAAGCCGUACUUAUUGGUCUAUCUCCAACGCCUCCUCUCAUCCACGUCUCAAGUGAGAUUAAAGGUAAUCCAGCGGUUAUUGCAAAUGGUUCUGAUCCCCGGAUUAGUCAACCCGACCGAGACAAAACUUAUCUUUGACACCGUGAAUGCUAACCUCACGCCUCUGCUUGUGGGUAGUUUGGUGGAUGUGAGUCAGCAAAACCCCCUGCUCAUUAUUGAGUUUGUCAUCCCAGAGCUCCUUCAAAGACUUGAAACGGCUGGUAACUUGGAUGAACAAAUUAAGGUGCUUGGUAUGCUCAACAAGCUUUGUUCAUGUUAUCAGAUUCUUGAGGUGCUAUCGAUUCGGUACGCCUCGAUGAUCAAUCGACUUGAUGGCAAGUCCACUCAAUUAAUCCAACUCAUUAUCGAAUCGCUUAUUGAAGGCUUCAUUCGGAUCCAAAAAGAGAAUCAAUUUUUGGUGCAAUGGAGCUGGCACGAAAAACUUGUACCCGAUCUUCUCAAAGCCUCCAAUGACUACAUGGUGAUCGAGAGAAUCAGUGAUUUAGUGGGGUUGUACGUCAAUUUCACCGACAAACUGAAACACGCUGAGGUGCUUAAACUUUCUCUCCGUCGCUUUGAGUCGUUUUACAAGGAUGCCUCGCCUAUGAUGCUGGUAUUUUUGAAGAUCCUCGCAAACCUUGACAAACUGGUGGAGUACUCAAUUGACACUGCUUCAGUACUUGAGGUCAUCGCCAAGUCGGAUGAUGUGUACCUUCGGUAUGUGUAUUGCCAAAUGCUUGCCCUUGCUUCAAACAAAUUCGGCUCCACCAUUACACCAGAAUUGGACCAAACCCUCCCAUAUAUCUGGGACCUUAAGGGGAAAUUGUUGCGACUUGACGCUAACGCUGUUAAUGACUUCCAAAAGUUUUUCAGCAAGGAUCAAUGCACUCCACAAACGCUUGCGAUUCUUUUUGAAGACAUUCCCAUUUUCAUGCGGCUGAUUCAAUCCAUUAAACCCCGUGACCUUAUAUCCAACGUGCUGUCGAUGAACGUGAGACCCCUCGCAAAGCAGAGAAUGUUUGAAAUCGCACUUCCUGAACUCUUGGGCAAAAAUGAUGAGGAUAGCUUGGCCAAACUUGCGUCAGUCAUGGACCGCGUUAGUCCUGAGUUGGUCAAACCUCACCUGGCCGAUUUGGUUCCCGCCGUCAUUACUACCCUUGCCCAAAGUAACUCCUCGCUCAUUGCUUCGGGGAUUUCAAUCCUCCAAAUUUUGCUAGAGAACAUCGAGUUGGUGUCUCCUCACUUCAGCUCCAUCAUCCCUCGACUCACCGAGUUAGCAGUUUCAUCACCAGUCGCCGCAAUUAGGCUUCUGCUGUUGGAGACUUUGAUUGCGAUAUUCAAGAACACCGACGCUCAAGCCAAAGCCAUGAACUACAAGGACUCUACUUUGGAUAUUGUCGCUCAAGGGCUUGACGAUGACAAACGCAAAGUCAGAAAAGCAUGCGCUGACCUCCGCCAGGUGUUGUAUGAACUUUAA